CAAAUGAAUGGAGCCAACCACUCUGUGGUGUCUGAGUUUGUGUUGCUGGGUCUUUCUAAUUCCUGGGAAAUCCAACUUAUUCUUUUUUUAUUUUCUUGUAUUUUUUAUGUGUCUAGCAUGGUGGGAAACUUCCUUAUAGUGGUUACUGUGACCUUUGAUCCUCACUUACACUCUCCCAUGUAUUUUCUUUUGGCCAAUCUCUCUAUCAUUGACCUGAUAUUUUGCUCCAUUGCAGCACCCAAGAUGAUUUGGGAUCUUUUCAGAAAGCAAAAAGUAAUCUCUUUUGGGGGUUGUAUAGCUCAGAUUUUUUUCAGUCAUGCUGUUGGAGGCAGUGAGAUGGUAUUGCUUAUAGCCAUGGCUUUUGACAGAUAUGUGGCCAUAUGUAAGCCUCUCCACUAUUUGACCAUCAUGAAUCAACGGGUGUGCUCUUUGAUUUUAGUAGUUGCCUGGACAAUUGGUCUCAUUCACUCAUUGGCACAAUUGGUUUUUGUGAUAAACUUGCCUUUCUGUGGCCCUAAUGUAUUGGACAGCUUUUACUGUGACAUACCCAGGCUAAUCAAACUUGCUUGCACAGAAACCUAUAAAGUAGAGCUUAUAGUCACCGCUAAUAGUGGGUUUAUUUCCUUGGGUGCUUUCUUUCUGCUUAUUCUUUCUUAUGUCUUUAUUUUGGUGACUGUUCAGAAACAUUCCUCAAGAAGUUCAUCCAAGGCUCUUUCAACUCUGGCAGCUCAUAUUAUUGUGGUAGUUUUAUUUUUCGGUCCGCUGAUUUUUUUCUAUGUAUGCCCUUCUCCUUCAACACAUCUGGAUAAAUUUUUAGCUAUAUUUGAUGCAGUUUUAACUCCAUUUCUAAAUCCACUCAUCUAUACACUUAGGAACACAGAAAUGAAGAUGGCAAUAAGGAGAGUGUUCAGAAAAUUUAUAGGUUUGGGGAAAAAAGGGCUUUAUUGA
This is a messenger RNA of Suncus etruscus (white-toothed pygmy shrew), 948 nucleotides long. Its product is annotated as olfactory receptor 4F6-like. NCBI's taxonomy places the organism in Eukaryota, Metazoa, Chordata, Mammalia, Eulipotyphla, Soricidae. Gene Ontology annotation, biological process: G protein-coupled receptor signaling pathway. The record is from RefSeq and is a predicted model, not a curated record. Bases 4 to 948 code for a protein of 314 amino acids. Gene Ontology annotation, molecular function: olfactory receptor activity; G protein-coupled receptor activity. Gene Ontology annotation, cellular component: membrane. The transcript has a single exon.